Messenger RNA from Ilyonectria robusta, 453 nucleotides. RefSeq lists its product as uncharacterized. The coding region runs from base 57 to 293 and encodes 78 amino acids. The transcript has a single exon. Lineage: Eukaryota; Fungi; Ascomycota; Sordariomycetes; Hypocreales; Nectriaceae. The record is from RefSeq and is a predicted model, not a curated record.
GCUCACUUCAAUGAUCCCGCAUGCGAGGGGAUUGAGACAUUGUGAACACAUAAUCUAUGGGUUUUACAGUAUUUAUUGGUCAGUUAUUAGGUUUGAUUGCGUCUUCUGACUCGUGCCGGACUGGGUGUUGGGCUACAGUGUCUACCUCGCCCAAUUUCAUCAACGAAGGCCAUAUUCCCGAGAUGGUGACGACGGCCAUUUUAUUCCAACGGCAUGCACAAUUUUUUGCCAGACCCUCGAGGCUAUUGAUUAGGAGCCUCAUGCCUAUAGAUCUUUAUGCAUUUACAUAUUGACGGCUCUAAUUAGGUGCAAAUGAUGACGAUCAGUGGCGAGAAACACACCCACGGGGUCAUUCAUAUGUCAGACUGAGUGGACACAAAAUGUAAUAUAGGGUUGAAGAGAAGAACGAGUUUAUUUAGUUCCUGGAUCAAUAAAAACGCCAGUCACAACGCC